AUGGCAAAAACCAUCAGUUUGAAAGGAAUUCAGCCGCAGAGAAGCUACUACGCUAGUCAAGAGUCAGUCGUUUCCAGGAGCCUUACUGCGCAUGCUUUUGCGCAUCGGGCGAAUAGACGUCUGCUUCUCUCUUUUUUUUUUUCUUUUUUUCAACUGUUCGUUCGUACGGCGCAGUAUUCCGUUUGUUCGCAAAGAUGAUUUAUUUAUCUUGAUUUAUCUUUCGUAUCGGAGAAUCGAUCCGACUGACAAAAUAAUCGUGCUGGCGAGAGAUAUAAAUGAUUAGUCGCGAUUCUGCUUGGUUGCGUAGAGUAAACGCGAACGCUCGCUUUUCUGCGCAUCAGCGCGAGUUUUGGCGGGUCGAUGCGCCAUUGUUGCCCCGGCGGCUGCGUCCGCUUUGUUUUCAUCUCUCUCUCUCUUGUUCCUGUUUCUCUGCCCGUACCGUUGUGGUCCUCCCGCUCUCGACGGCUCUCUCUCUCAUUUCACCAUUUUUCACUCGACGCUCUCUCACCCAACCACCUCUAGUCCUCUAGUUGUUCGUUAAUGAAAAAUAAUAAAUCCAAAACUAUUGAGAGAAAGAGGGAGAGGAAAAAGAGGAAAGAGAACGACGCGGGAACGUUACAAAAGCGACGAAUUCCAUUUUUUACCUCACGUUUGCAUUCUCCCUUUUUUUAAAACAAAAUGUAUUGGUUUUUCAGAUAAUCGCAAGUUGUUUGGUGAUGAACGCAAGAGAAAAACUUUACAACAAACUUUUCAACUUUUUAAAUCACCCUUCACACGGACUGUACAGCACAUUCUUGGUUUCCUUGCUACUUUGUAAUAAAAUUAUUAGUCCACUGAUUCUUUUUAAUAAGAAAUAAAUCGAAGAAUCAUAGAUUAAUGGAAAUCCGUGCGAAUAUAUCUUUCGACUAGACGAUCGUAGAAACAUGCGAUAUUUAAAUAUAGUAUUUGCAUGA
This is a messenger RNA of Heterotrigona itama, 953 nucleotides long. The record is from the annotation of a GenBank genome assembly. Lineage: Eukaryota; Metazoa; Arthropoda; Insecta; Hymenoptera; Apidae.